AUGUCACAGGGGAUGAUGGAAUUGCUGCUUUUGGUAACAAAAAUUUUGUUGAAGCACCCUACUUGUUUGGGCCACCGUCGCAAGUCGAACAAGAAUACUCCCAAGUGCGUUACCCAGUGUGUUUCUCGGGAAACGUGUACUGCGGCGGGACUGGUUUUCUUGAUGUGGCAGACACUGAUUUGUUGCCACGAAGCUCUAGCUCACAAACCUCUUCCUUGGUUCCUCAAAGCCAACCAGUCGCUCAUGGUGGGGCUGUAUCUCCACACCCUGAGGGAGAAAGCAGGGUCUCAUGGAAAAUCAAUUUUGGCAGCUGCGAUGCCCAAAGCUUGCGUCUUUCCUACGGUCACACUGGAGAGUCGACGUCGCCGUCGGGCUCACAACCAUCAUCGUCAUCAUCAGUUAAGCGACUGCGCAAAAUCAUAG
Amoebophrya sp. A25 is the source of this 423-nucleotide messenger RNA. Lineage: Eukaryota; Dinophyceae; Syndiniales; Amoebophryaceae. The record is from the annotation of a GenBank genome assembly.